AUGGAGGCCCUCGACAACUACCUUAUCGCACACUACGACGGCCAUGCGGUGCAGAAGUGGCUGGCGAACAACGUGGACAUUGGUGUGUACAUUGCUGCCGCCUACCUGACCUUCGUCUUCAAGGGCCCGCUGCUGGUGGACUUUAUCUUCCGCGGCAACCCACCGACAAGACUGAUCAAGAUGUGCUGGACCCUGUGGAACAUCGGUCUCGCUGUCUUCUCCAUGUACGGAGUGUACCACAUUGUUCCCCUCUUCAUCAAAAACCUUCACCAGUACGGGCAGAAGGACGCGCUGUGCCGCUUCCGCGAAGAUGAGUUCUACACCGGCAAGAACGGCGUUGCCAUGGGGCUCUUCUCCCUUUCGAAGCUGCCCGAGUUCGGCGACACCUUCUUCCUGAUCAUGGGCGGCAAGCGCAAGCUCCCGUUCCUCUCCUGGUUCCACCACGUCACCAUCUUCCUCUACGCGUGGAUGGCGUACCAGCAGGCCUCCAGCAUCUGGAUCGUGCUGGCCUCCAUCAACUACUUUGUGCACUCCAUCAUGUACACGUACUUCGCCCUCGCCGAGGCCGGCUUCAAAAAGCUGGUGAAGCCGUUCGCCAUGUACAUCACGCUGCUCCAGAUCACGCAGAUGGUGGUGGGUCUCUACUUUACGUUCUCCUUUAUAAGCUACCACAAGGCAGACCCAAAGGUCUGCAACGGCUCCACGAUGGCGCUCGCGCGCGGCCAGUGCAUGAUCUACUUCUUCAACCUCUACCUCUUCUCAGAGAUGUUCAUCAAGGGCUAUGUGCUGCCGCGUAGGGCGGCGGCUGGCGAGUCCGCACCUGCAACCGCCCCCGCUGGUAAGAAGCGCGACUGA
Messenger RNA from Leishmania mexicana MHOM/GT/2001/U1103, 855 nucleotides. RefSeq names its product putative fatty acid elongase. Gene Ontology annotation, biological process: fatty acid elongation, polyunsaturated fatty acid; fatty acid elongation, monounsaturated fatty acid; fatty acid elongation, saturated fatty acid. The coding region runs from base 1 to 855 and encodes 284 amino acids. The transcript has a single exon. Gene Ontology annotation, cellular component: endoplasmic reticulum membrane. Gene Ontology annotation, molecular function: fatty acid elongase activity. NCBI's taxonomy places the organism in Eukaryota, Euglenozoa, Kinetoplastea, Trypanosomatida, Trypanosomatidae. The record is from RefSeq and is a predicted model, not a curated record.